This is a messenger RNA of Neltuma alba, 1975 nucleotides long. Its product is annotated as 3-isopropylmalate dehydrogenase 2, chloroplastic-like. Lineage: Eukaryota; Viridiplantae; Streptophyta; Magnoliopsida; Fabales; Fabaceae. The transcript is spliced from 11 exons. Gene Ontology annotation, biological process: L-leucine biosynthetic process. The record is from RefSeq and is a predicted model, not a curated record. Bases 97 to 1320 code for a protein of 407 amino acids. Gene Ontology annotation, molecular function: magnesium ion binding; NAD binding; 3-isopropylmalate dehydrogenase activity.
AGCAGAAACAGGAGAGGCUGGGCAUGGGGGAGGCAGCGGAGAGAAGCCCAACGCUAUAUUGCUUUUUUGCAUUUCCAUUUCUUACUGAUCCCUAAAAUGGCGGCUUCACUUCAGUUCAACUUGAAGGCUUUCAGGUCAUCUCCUCAAGACUUUCGCUUGUCAUCCAGUAAAUCAUUCAAGUCUGGCCUUGUCAGGUGUUCGGCAGCCUCCCAUACUUCCAAACGCAGUUACUCUAUCACUUUACUUCCUGGUGAUGGCAUUGGCCCUGAGGUCACCACUGUUGCCAAGAAUGUGCUGGAUGUCGCUGGCUCGCUUGAAGGAAUUAAUUUUAAUUUUCGCGAGAUGCUUCUGGGUGGAGCUGCAUUGGAUGAGACAGGUGUACCAUUACCAGAUGAGACACUGUCUGUAGCAAAGCAAUCUGACGCUAUUCUGCUUGGUGCAAUUGGAGGGUAUAAAUGGGAUAACAAUGAAAAGCGUCUAAAGCCAGAGACUGGGUUGCUUCAGCUUCGGGAAGGUCUUAAAGUAUUUGCCAAUUUGAGACCAGCUAUUGUAUUCCCACAGUUAAUGGAUGCCUCAACUUUGAAGAGAGAGAUUGUUGAAGGGGUUGACCUCAUGGUUGUAAGGGAACUCACUGGAGGUAUUUACUUUGGAAAGCCCAGGGGCUUUCGUACUGAUGAAAGUGGUGAAGAGGCUGGUUUCAAUACUGAGAUUUAUACUGCACAUGAGAUUGAUCGCAUCACACGAUUUGCAUUUGAGAUUGCUCGGAAGCGGCGUGGGAAACUUUGCUCUGUUGACAAAGCCAAUGUGUUAGAGGCAUCAAUGUUUUGGAGGAGAAGAGUUCUCGCAAUAGCACAAGAAUAUCCCGAUAUCGAGUUAUCACACAUGUAUGUUGAUAAUGCCUCAAUGCAAUUGGUUCGCUAUCCCAAACAGUUUGACACAAUUGUGACAAACAACAUAUUUGGGGAUAUAUUAUCAGAUGAGGCUGCAAUGAUCACUGGAAGUAUUGGGAUGCUUCCUUCUGCAAGUCUUGGGGAUUCGGGACCUGGGCUUUUUGAACCUAUACAUGGUUCUGCUCCUGACAUUGCCGGACAGGACAAAGCAAAUCCAUUCGCCACUGUACUUAGCGCUGCUAUGCUUUUGAAGUAUGGUCUUGGAGAAGAUAAGGCUGCUGAGAGGAUAGAAAAUGCAGUUUCGGACACCUUGAACAGGGGAUUUCGAACUGCUGACAUUUAUUCUGAAGGAACGAAACUAGUAGGAUGCAAACAGAUAGGUGAAGAGAUUAUGAAGUCAGUUGAAUCCCAGGUUCCUGCUACUGCAUAAAUCAGACGUAGACAUCCACGAAAAUUGGGUGCUGGGGUUGGCCCGAGGAUCUCGUCUGCGAGACUAUGAUUAUCAAUGCUUUCCUUAAUGCUAAGUAGAAAGAAUUGUCCCGUACCGAAGAGAAUUUCAGGUUCCUUUUGGUGAGGUUAGAAAAUGUUAUUCAAGUGAAAAAAUGGAGCAUUUGAAAUGUAGUUUGUUAUCCACGGUCAUUCUGUCAGGAAACACGUGCACGAUGAAAACCCACUUUGAGACGAUAUUGGGGAUUUCGGAGCCAUAACUGCAAAUUUUGUUUCUGCUUUGACUUUUGACAGACAAGUGGCGAUUUGCACUCCACUAGUAAAAGGCAUAUAGGAGUCCACUUGAGUGGGAAAUAUAUGAUGAUAAAGUAGUUCCUAAUGAUUAUAGCGUUCUUGGUGUUGAAGCAAGUGUGUUUUUUCUUUUUUUGGGGUCAAGUGUUGAAGCAAGUGAUUAAGAUAUCUUACGCCGACAAACGUACUCUUAGAAUCGCCACCCUUGAUCUCCAUUCUUCAACAAGCACCCAUGAUUUUGGUUUGUAUUUUUAUACAUGGUCAUUAUAUAACCAACAGUUAGUCAAUGAUGAUCAACUAGAAAUGUUUAGCAGAGUAAUUAUGUAAUAAAUUAUAUAUUUUUAUGA